Molecule: messenger RNA, 1567 nt
Organism: Silurus meridionalis
Lineage: Eukaryota; Metazoa; Chordata; Actinopteri; Siluriformes; Siluridae
Gene: c20h5orf22
Product: chromosome 20 C5orf22 homolog
Exons: 9
Coding region: 86-1369 (427 amino acids)
Source: RefSeq, a predicted model, not a curated record
ACUCAUAUUCUUCCACCUUUUAUUGCUAUUAGCAACUAGCUAGCAUAAUCACUACAAUCUCUCCAAAGGAUAUAUUUUAAUCGGAAUGAAACCACCGCCGGUGAAACGCAGUUAUUCCAAAAUCCCAGUGUGGAUUGUUGAAGACCAUCAUGAGGUGGUGCGACAUAUCUACCGCGCCAUCGGUUCUCGUCACAUCCCCUUGAAGGACGUUAAGAUGGUCCACCUGGACUCACACCCCGACCUGCUGAUCCCCGUCAGCAUGGCUGCUCACACCGUGUUUGAUAAAGAAGCUCUGUUCAGUGAGCUGAGCAUUGAGAACUGGAUCAUGCCGAUGGUGUACGCCGGUCAUGUGUCCCACGUGGCCUGGCUUCAUCCGUACUGGGCUCAGCAGAUCCGAGAGGGCGAGCACGAGAUGUGUGUGGGAAGAGACUCGUCCACCAACACCAUCAGAGUCACAAGCACGGACGAUUACUUCCUGAGCGACGCUCUCUACGUUCCCCCCGAGCAGCUCGAGGACGGGAAGCCCUUCCGUCUGAGUGUCGUCCGUGUGGAUCCAGCGCACACUUCUGAUACCAGGAACCAGGAGAACUCCCAGCAGAACACUGAGAAAAAAUCUAAAGUGGACCCGGAGGUGGGCAGCAGCGGGUCCUGCAGUGACGGGUCUCAGGCUGCAGGUGGCAGCAGCAGCACACCAGAGAUUCCCAGUGCGGCGAAAGCGAGCGAUUCGAUUAGCCUGCUGAGUGAACUUAAACAGGACGAUCCCUACAUCCUCGACAUCGACCUGGAUUUCUUCUCCUGUAAGAAUCCCUUCAAAGAAAUGUACACACAGGACGAGUACUGCAUCCUGCAGGAACUGUACAGCUUCGAGAGGCCACGUGAGGAUGAGGACGAGGAGCUGCUGUGUGAGUGUGUGGAGAGACGGACACGGCAGCUGGAGGAUCUGGAGGCAGCGUUCGCCGACCUUCUGGAGGACGACAGUGAGCUCACUGUGGAACGUCUAGCACAUAAACUCGGGAUGAAAUCUUUUGUGAAACUCGUCUGCAGUCUGAAGAGUCGUAACAAAUCCCCAGACUAUGAAAUGGUUCACCAGGCCGGUCUGACCUGUGAUUACUCAGAGCUUCCUCACCACGUCAGCAGUGAGGCAGAGAUCCAGCAGUUGAUGCUCGCAGUGCAUUCGGUCCUGCAGCCUCUUCCCAAACCCACACUCAUCACCAUGUCCAGGUCGAGUUUGGAUGAAUAUUGUCCUCCUGCUCAGGUCGACUCCAUUCAGAGCAACAUCCUGAAUGUUCUAGAAACACUUUUCGGUUCUUUAGAUGUUCAUAAGGAGUACGAAGAAGCUUCUGGAGAAAACGCAUUGCAGGCUUCAUGAUGGUAAUCAGCUUUAGUGCAGCUUUGUGAUGCACUCUGACUAGAGCAGCAUGAGCACUGUGUGUGUGUGUGUGUGUGUGUGUGUGUGUGUGUGUGUGUGUGUGAGAGAGAGCGUGUGCGUUGAGUGUUUUUAAAUUGAAGCUCCUGGAAUCUAUUUCUGCUGCUGAAUUUUUAUCAGUGAAAUAUAUAUAUGCCUUGU